Molecule: messenger RNA, 2498 nt
Organism: Bombina bombina (fire-bellied toad)
Lineage: Eukaryota; Metazoa; Chordata; Amphibia; Anura; Bombinatoridae
Product: alpha-aminoadipic semialdehyde dehydrogenase
Exons: 26
Coding region: 138-2498 (786 amino acids)
Molecular function (GO): aldehyde dehydrogenase (NAD+) activity
Source: RefSeq, a predicted model, not a curated record
CUUGUCGAUAAACCGCUGAUUAGAGAGCAGUCAGUAAACUGAAGCCUUGCAAACGAAGUGGCUGGGAACUCCAAGGCUUCGCAUUUGAUACCUUCUCUUGCCUAGCAGUGUCUGGUCUUACCAGACUACCCGAUGGUAUGGAGAAGUGGCAAGAAAUUUUCAACUUUCUCUCUGUGGGAGAAUUCCCAUUAUGGUAUGAUAAAUACCAGAAAUUCCGUUUUAAGAAGUACGCCGCUAAAUUUACACUAAAAGAUGGAGAGAUCUUCUACGGAAGUAAAAAAGUCGUUAAAUCAAAGGAAGAAGGAAGGAGGAUCUUUGAAGAACUCCAUUCACCUCCAUCUGGACGUCACCUAGGCAUCGGAAAAACAGGGAUAGCAAUGUCGUCAAAAUUCUUCUGGUUUGGCAUGACCAAGGAUAUUGAGAACUGGGUCCAGCAAUGUGAGAAAUGCCAGUGUAUUAAGGCGCCUGCUGUCCGGAAAUCUAGGAAACACCACUGGGUCACUUCCAAGAUGCACAGCUAUGCUGCAACUAUGUUAAUUAACCAACCAAAGUUUUCAUGGCUGAAAAAACUGGGCCUGAAGGAGGAUAAUGAGGGAGUUUACAAUGGUACAUGGGGAGGAAAAGGAGAGAUCGUAACAUCGUAUUGUCCUGCUAAUAAUUUGCCGAUUGCCAGAGUUAAACAGGCCAGUCUGGAAGACUAUAAUGAAACAGUCAAUAAAGCAAAAGAAGCAUGGAAAAUCUGGGCAGAUGUUCCUGCUCCAAAACGUGGUGAGAUAGUACGACAAAUUGGUAACGCACUUCGAAAGAAGAUCAAACGUCUAGGACAUCUGGAAUCUCUGGAGAUGGGAAAAAUUUUGGUUGAAGGUGUUGGAGAAGUUCAGAAAUAUAUUGAUAUUUGCGACUAUGCAGUUGGCCUUUCUCGUGUCAUUGGGGGACCUAUUUUACCUUCAGAAAGACCUGGCCAUGCUCUGAUUGAACAGUGGAACCCUGUGGGUUUGGUUGGCAUUAUCACUGCCUUUAAUUUCCCAGUGGCGGUCUAUGGCUGGAACAGCGCACUUGCACUUAUUUGUGGGGAUGUCUGUCUAUGGAAAGGAGCUCCUACAACGCCUCUAACUAGUAUAGCUGUUACAAAAAUAAUCGCUCAAGUUUUAGAACACAACAACUUGCCAGGAGCCAUCUGUUCUUUGACAUGUGGUGGGGCUGACAUUGGCAAUGCCAUAGCCCAGGAUGAAAGAGUGGACCUAGUGUCAUUCACUGGCAGCACUGAUGUGGGAAGACAGGUAGCACUUAAAGUUCAAGAAAGAUUUGGCCGCAAGUUGUUGGAACUCGGUGGGAACAAUGCAAUUAUUGUGUUUGAAGAUGCAGAUCUUAACCUUGCCACUUCUUCAGUUCUUUUUGCUGCUGUUGGUACAGCAGGUCAGAGAUGUACAACAGCCAGGCGACUGUUUUUACAAGAAAGCAUUCAUGAUGAAAUUGUGGAGAAACUGUUAAUAGCCUAUUCACAAGUGCGCAUUGGAGAGCCUUGGCACUCUGACACCUUGUGUGGUCCUCUUCACACUAAGCAGGCAGUUGAAAUGUUUCUUUCCGCAAUUGAGCAAGCACAAUGUGAAGGUGGUAUAGUGGUAACUGGUGGAAAGGUAAUUGAUCGUCCUGGAAACUUUGUAGAACCAGCCAUCAUAACUGGGCUUUCACACAAUUCACCCAUCAUUCAAAAAGAGACUUUUGCUCCAAUACUCUACAUUCUAAAGUUUAAGUCUGAAGAAGAGGCUUUUGCUUGGAAUAAUGAGGUGAAGCAAGGUCUUUCAAGUAGUAUCUUUACUAAGGAUCUUGGAAGAAUAUUCCGAUGGCUGGGGCCGAAGGGAUCUGAUUGUGGACUGGUGAAUGUCAACAUUACUACUAGUGGUGCUGAAAUUGGUGGAGCUUUUGGUGGUGAGAAGCACACAGGUGAGGGUAGAGAGUCAGGAAGUGAUUCAUGGAAACAUUAUAUGAGACGAUCUACUGGGCAUACAGAAGCUGUAUUAGUGGACAUUGAUGUUUUUGAGCUAUUGAGUGGGAUGGAGUUUGCUGGUGUAGGUGGUUCUGUUCGAGCAUCGACUUCUGCAUCUGUCAAUACCCCAUCUACCUCUUUAGGACAGCUACCACGUCCUUCAACAUCACAUCAAAUAGAACAUGUGAAUAUUAGACAACAACCACAACAUGGGCAAUAUAUAUGCUCCACAACAAAUACAAGCCAUAGCCUAUCGUCUGCUGAUACUAUUCCAGAUGUAAGGGGCAGUACAUCGGAUACAGCGGUUGGAAGAAGCUCUGAUGUGGAAUCUCUAUACUCCUUGAUUCCACAUGAGGUAGGAGUACAUGAAUGUGAAAGUUUCCUAAAAACUCGAGGUAUCGAUUUUGAUAUGCAUACUAAAUUUGGGAUUAAGUUCUGUUUCUGUUUUAUAAAACAUAAUUGUAUUUACUGGGUUCUGCAAUAUCAGGAAGAGCAAUUAAUGGGCAGCUGA